AUGUUGCGAGACCCACAGCACGCGAACCGCCCAUUUUUGGACCAUCGCAGCUUAUACGAUUCCAGCAAGCUCAAUGCUCUGAAGCUCGGCCUUUUCAUCGCGUUUUUGGCUUCGUCGCGUGUCGACGACGCUUCGACGAAUUUCCUCAAUGGUCCCGCAAUUCCCGUGUUCCUGUUCGCGUUGAGCGUCCAGCGAUCGGUCGUCGCAGAUCAAAAAUAUCACAAAUACGUGACCGGAAAUUGUCUGAAACUCGCGCUAGCCAUCCCAAUUCUCUUCAACAUUUUCUAUGUUGCGCAUUUUUUUCGACGAUGCCACGGCACGAUGAUGAUUUCGAAAAAAGUGUGCCCGACGAAAUAUCUGCUCACCGACGACUAUCAAGAAUGCCGCGAGCAAUUCUCGACGCUGACCACCAUCCAAAUUUGGGUGUACGUUCUAAUGCACCUCAUGCUUCCCGUGAUUUCCAUCGGAUUCUAUCUCAUCCUUUUUUGGCGAAUCCACAAAAUGGACAUGGUGUCGGGAAGCAAAAAGACCGUCGAGCUCAAUAUUAUUUUUCAAACGUUGCCGAUUCUCAUCAACACCUCGCUUCGAAUUUUCUACACCGGAUUCUUCGCCUUCAUUGGAGUUGAUGAUAGUAUUAAUACGAGUAGUGUUUGCAGCUAUGUGAAUAUUUUAAUUCUUAUCCCCAUCGGCUAUAUUUUCGGCAAUGUCGAUCGUUUGAAGAAGAUGAGGAACGUUUUGCGAAGGUCGACCGUUGGAAAUUCGGCGCUCUACGCGAAUUCAACUGUCUAUUAG
This is a messenger RNA of Caenorhabditis bovis, 792 nucleotides long. The record is from the annotation of a GenBank genome assembly. NCBI's taxonomy places the organism in Eukaryota, Metazoa, Nematoda, Chromadorea, Rhabditida, Rhabditidae.